Messenger RNA from Varanus komodoensis (Komodo dragon), 5940 nucleotides. It is a transcript of the gene BCO1, whose product is annotated as beta-carotene oxygenase 1. Gene Ontology annotation, molecular function: carotenoid dioxygenase activity; beta-carotene 15,15'-dioxygenase activity. The coding region runs from base 203 to 1711 and encodes 502 amino acids. The transcript has 11 exons. Lineage: Eukaryota; Metazoa; Chordata; Lepidosauria; Squamata; Varanidae. The record is from RefSeq and is a predicted model, not a curated record. Gene Ontology annotation, biological process: carotene catabolic process; retinal metabolic process.
CAUGCACACCAUUGGAGAAAGUAAAUACAAUCACUGGUUUGACGGCAUGGCUCUGCUGCACAGUUUCACCAUAAAAAAUGUGGUCUGCAUGUUGAGACAGGGAAAACAGACCUGCAAGCCCCAAGAUGCUGAGGUUUUCUUCUUUAGUAGCUUUCAUCCUUAGCAAAUGUGGGAACCUCCUGAAGCUCCGUCCUGAUGCACCAUGAGCAAUAGGCAGUGGAAUAUUGUGAAAAACGGGAUCUUGUCUACCCCUCAAGAGGAAUCUGUGCUCCCUGCACAAGAAAAAGAGAGUGAAGUUUUCUAUAGAAGUAAAUACCUCCGCAGUGACACAUACAAUUGCAAUAUGGAGGCAGACAGAAUUGUGGUGUCCGAAUUUGGGACCAUGGCAUAUCCAGAUCCAUGCAAAAAUGUAUUUGCCAAGGCAUUCUGCUAUCUAUCGCACACGAUCCCCGAGUUCACGGACAACUGCCUCAUCGGUAUCAUGAAAAAUGGCGAAGAUUAUUAUGCUACAAGUGAGGUCAAUUUUCUUAGGAAGAUAGAUCCUCAGAGUCUAGAAACCCUAGAGAAGGUUGACUACAAAAAGUACAUGGCCAUCAAUCUGGUAACAGCUCACCCUCAUUACGACAGUGCUGGAAAUAUUUUCAAUAUAGGCACAUCUAUUGUGGAUAAGGGGAAGACCAAAUAUGUUUUCUUUAAGAUCCCCCCUUCAGCACCAGCAAAUGAGAAGAAUAAAAAGAAGGCGGGCUGGAAAUGUUUGGAAGUGAUUUGUACCAUCCCUUCCCGGUCCCUUUUUCACCCCAGCUAUUACCACAGCUUUGGGAUUUCGGAAAAUUACAUCCUAUUCCUAGAGCAGCCCUUCAAACUGGACAUACUCAAGAUGGCAACUGCCUACAUUCGCGGGGUGAACUGGGCCUCUUGCAUUGCCUUCAACAAGGAUGACAAGACAUGGAUCCAUCUCAUUGACAAAAGGACCAAGAAAGAGGUGUCUGCCAAGUUCUGCGCAGAUGCCAUGAUCGUCUUUCACCAUGUAAAUGCUUAUGAGGAAGAGGACCACAUGGUCUUUGACGUCAUCACCUAUGCAGAUGGAAGCUUGCACCAAAUGUUCUACUUAAAGAACUUGGAAGGUCACUUUGAUAACAACGUGAAGCUCUCUUGCAUACCAGUCUGCAAGCGGUUUGUGCUUCCCCUGCAGUACGACAAGGAUGCAGAAAUAGGCACCAAUUUGGUCCGACUCCCAUCAACCACGGCAACAGCAGUGAAGGAAAAAGAUGGUAGUAUCUACUGUCAGCCUGAAGUACUGUGUGAAGGAAUUGAAUUCCCUCGCAUCAACUACGAUUACAAUGGCAAAAAGUACAGAUACAUCUUUGCUGUAAAUGUUAAUUGGGGCCCAGUUUCCACCCAGAUAAUUAAAUUUGACACCCUGACAAAGAAGUCUUCUUACUGGGAGGAGGAGCAUUGCUGGCCAUCCGAACCCGUCUUUGUUCCUUGCCCGAACGCCAAAGAAGAAGACGAUGGUAUCAUCAUGUCAACCAUUGUGACAGUAGAGCCCCAGAAGCCAGCUUUCCUGCUGAUCUUGGAUGCCAAAACAUUUAAGGAAAUAGCUCGGGCCAUGGUAAAUGUAGAACUGCACCUGGACUUACAUGGAAUCUUCAUACCAAAGGAGGAUUUGAAGGCAGAACAUGAGACGGAUUUGCACAAACAACACGAGUAAAGGACUGUUGUACUUUCUAACAUGAGUUAAACCAACUGUAAACUGUUUGCUGAUUUGUUUAUACCCCAGUGCCUCCAUGUUAGCCUGCACCGCCUGGUUUUUGGCCUGCUGCAGUGAUCAGAAAAACCUUAGCACUUCCUGUUUGGUAUUGCAGAAGGUAAGACCCGAAGUUCCUGCCCCAUACCGGGAGACUCUAGCUCUCCUUGGAGGCUGGAGAUCUAGUCAUAUGGGGUGAGAAUGAGAUCUGGCCAGGCUGUGUACAUUCUACAUCCUUGGGAUGAGACGGUGGCUCACAUCAUAAAAAUAGCAGGUGAAGUAGUAAAAUCCUAGCAUUUUAUAAUUGGAAGAAACUUUGCAGGCCAUCUAGUCCACCCCUCUGUUCAUUGCAAAAAUUUUGCAGUGGCAGCGUGCCUGACGGAUGGCCAUCCAGCCGUUGCUUAAAUGCCUCCAUGGAAGGUCUCUUCCACAACCUCCGGAGGCAUCUGUUCCACUGUCAAACAGCUUUUGCUGUAAGGGAGUUUCAUGCACAGUUGGCUGCUUCCUUCAGUUGCAAACCCAACUAUUAUUGUCUUGUGCAGCAACAAAGAAAACGUUUUUUCCAUCCUCUCUGUAACAACACUCUGGAUACUGGAGGACGGCUAGUGAUGCAGCUCAAGCAAUCAAACGUGUGUGCAUGGGAGCGAUCGUAAUUGUGGACUCCCAAGUGCAGACCUGCUGUCACGUCGCCAAAAUUGCCGCCCCUGGGACACGAGGAGAUGGGGCGGGGGGGGGGGGGGAACAACCCAGAGAUUUGGUCCAUGGAUUGUUGCUGGAUUAAGAAUUUGUGCUGCUGCUCCCUGCCUUUUGAGCCUAGAUGUUACAACAGAGAAGCUCGAAUCAGGCGUUCUUGGGUUUAACAAAGCUGGCACAGGCUAGUGGGUGGGAGCUCACUUCCAGCUACUUGGAAACUUCCCAGAGUUAACAAUCCAUGGGUUGCUUUAUUGUCAGGGUUAUAUACUAGAGGUGAGCACUUGCCUGAAGAUUUGACUGAGACCCUGAAUCAGUAUUUUGGAAAAUGGCCUGAUUCUGCUCACAGAAUUUUGGAGGUCUUGCCAAACCCAACGUAAGAUUCAGAUAUAUGAGGCUUUGUGUUUCCCAUUGUUUGUCCUUGGCACCUGUAUAGUUUUACAUAUUGAAAGGGAACUGCUGCUAAUAUUCUUAAGUACUUUUUGGCAGAAUUGGAUGAAAUUGGCAGGGAUGGCUAUCCCUUCUGAGGGAACCGAACCUGGCAAGUUUCAGAUGUAUAGGUGUACUGAUUUUUGUGCAAGAGUAUUCUUUAUGUUUUGAGGGUCUCAGAGAGGGAAAGGUACUUACCUCCCUAUAUUUCAUGUGGAACACUGUUCUGAGAAGAAAAGAAAGAUGGGUACAGGAGAGAGGGAGCUGUGAUGGCUGAAAAUAAUUUAAGGCCUUUUUUUCAUAAUGAAGCCUAGUGGUACAGAAAGAAUGAUCAUCUCAUGGUCCCCUAAAGUAUGGUGAUUAAAGAGCCCUUGGCGAAAUGUGUUCUCUGAUCAGGAAGUGGACUAGCCAAUCAUCCAGUCCUUUCCCCUACUCCCACAUCAUCAGUGUUUAGAGAAACAGAAGUGAAAAGAGGCUGUUUCUGAAGCUACAUAUGAUGGAACAAUGCUUCACCUCUGAACAUUUCAGAGAGAAGCCUGCUUUAUGCGAAGAAGCACCAGGGUCUGCAGCAGACUUUUCUUAGCCUAGGCAGCAGAGGGAUGGGGAAGAGCCUGAGCUGGUCUUAAGGAUAGACCUGGCGUCUUUUUAGAGCCCACCAGUAAGAGCGCUUCUUCUCUUCUCCACCAUCAUCUUCCUGUCCAUCAGCCUUUUGUUCUGGCUCAGGCAGUGGUGGUAGUGAUGGUCAGGAGGAGGAGGAGCUGAGGUCCCGGGCCAGGGCCCUGAUUAGAGUUGUCAUAGCAGCUUGUGACAGUGGUAAUGAAAAAGGACACUCUGCGGGAGGAGGCCCCUUGCGGAAUCUCGCCCAAGCAUUUCAAAACCUGGAGCCCGCACUGGGGGGGGGGGGGGUAAUCUCUUAAAAACACAAAGCAAAAUAAAAAGAAUACUUUUGCAAGCAAGAGUAUUCAUACGCGUUGACUUUUCUACCUUUUGUUGUGUUGCAGCCUGGAGCGGAAAUAGAUUUAGUUGGCAUUGUUACCACUUGGUGUACACUAGAUUUCCAGUACAGUAAAGUGCAAGUACUGCCCAUUGUUCUUCCUGGCAAAGGUAGCCCAGCGCUGCCGGAUUUAUGGGGACCGUCGGUGAACGACCCCUUUCGAGUCAUGUCACACGUUCUCAAUCAAACAGAGGUCUGGGCUUAGUGCCAUUCCAAGAACUGUUCUAAAGUUCUUGCUUUUAAAGCACUCUGGUGUUCAGGGUGUUCCACGCUCCUGGAAUCUCUAACCUAGUCGAUGGUGCCUUGAAACAGGUGUUUCUCUAGAAUUCUGUUUGGCUCCAUCUGCCUUGCUCUGAGUCCUGGGCAGUUUCCUAGUCCCUGGUGAGGAGAAGCACCCCCACGACAUGACCACGUUGUGCCACAAAGGGCAGCUUGCAGUGAGGCCAAAUGUUACGUGUUGACCUCGAGACUGGAUAGCAUCUCUGCAUGCAUCUGCUGUGUCUCCUGCGUGCCUGUUUGCCAGCUCGGAGCAGGGUGGGUGAUAGCUGGCCAUAGAAGAGUUCUGCCACCAAGCUGUGGCACCCUCCGUCUCCUUCAGGCCUGCCCCGCCUCUUGGUUGCUUCUCCAACUGGGUCCUCCAUACCCAGUGACUGAGCUCUGGUAGGCAGCCUUCUCUAGGCAGCACUGCAGCUGAGUAUAUUCUUUUCCUUUUGGAUUAAUGGAUACAACACUGUUCCAGUGGGUGUUCGUGGCCUUUUUUUAAUCACCUGAACCUGUCUGGUGCUUCUGGACAAGUUUAUUCCAUGUCUGUUUCUAUAGUUUCUUGGUCUUAGUAGUGCUAUUGUCUAGCUCUGCUCUCCAGCAAAUUCUGGGCUUUCCCAAAACUGGUGUAUUUAGUCGGAUAUCACGUGGCAAAGGGAUCACACACAGGUGGGCUCCUUUCAACCAGUUUAGCACGUGAUCCCUGAUCCUAUUCAGGCAGGUCGCAGCAAAGGGGCUGAAUACUUACCCAGGUGGCAGUCCGGUUUUGUUCACUGAACUUUUGUGCCACAAUAAAACCAUUUUGCACUUUCGCAGUGUUAAGGACCUUUUGUGCAUGGAGUGACAACAAUGGAAAUCCAAUCCAUUAAAAUUCCAAGUUCUGAUACAAGAUGCUAUUCCACAAAACGUUGAGAAGUCGAAGGGUGUAUGUGAAUAUUUUCAUCAGACACUGCAUAUUAACUUUCAACAAAACAAAACAAUACAAAGAAAACCCCCACAAUCUUCUUCCCUGAAUGUGAAUUAAUAUUUUAUUAAACGCAUAUGAAAUGUAUACCACCAGGGAACCGUGUGCAGUUAAUGACAGUGCCUGAAUACAACAUAAUCUGCAAACAGUUUUGUAUGAGCUGCUUCUUAAUUUCAGUGCAGACUUGAACUAGACUAAAAUGGAGAAUUAUGCUGUUUUUGAAUUGUUGUGAACUGUCUUUAAAAUUUAUGUCAGCAGCUUUGCAAGAACGAAUGAACGUUUGUGUACAACAGAGGCUAGCAUUUUCUUUGCUCUGUCUGGUUUAGUUUCUGACAGGUCUUGCAAGAUAUUUAAUUCUGUGUAACAAACUAUGAACUGCUUGAGCAAGUGUGUUUACAAGGUGAUAGGCAAUCACCUGCCAAGCUUUUAUGUAAUCUUUGUGAAUCAUUUUUAAAGCUGCAUGUAAUGGAACCAACUUCACAAGCAACUGUAAUCUGGGAUUCUCAGAACCUUGAGAUCCAUUUGGUGCUUCAUUUCCUCAAUUCAAUCAUCAAACCAAAGUGAAAUACAGACUAAGGUGCUAAAAAGUCUUAACCACAUGUUUAGAUACAGCUUUUGCUAACAUGGAUCAGUCUAGGACCUUUCAACAGAAGGAAAUUUUGUUCUCCCUCCUCAAUGGAGGAAUAGUUAGACCAUUUCAAUUCCUGCAAGGUUGUAUAUAACUUAAAAUUGUAUUUUAAUUGUAUGUAAACUAAACUUUUCCCUCUCAAAUCCUUCAGUUGUACUUUGCUUUUUUCCUAGCAAUAACUGAUAAAAAUUCAGUGGAGUCUCAUAAAUAAAGUUUUGUCAUUUCCA